ACUAUCAUUUACACCACGUUAGCAAAGAAGUUUUGGACCUCUACUAUUCUGUUUUGCGAUACUUGUUGACGGCUUGGACCUUCAAGCAUGUCAUUCACAUGCCAGCACGCCGGGUGUGGCCGCGUCUAUUUGCGAGCGGAACAUCUGAAUCGCCAUGCCAAGUCCCACGAUAGGCCGACGGUGUUCACAUGUGAACAAUGUGGCUCAAAGAUGACACGUCGGGACACUUUCCGUCGUCACAUGGCCCUUCACGGCCUCACAGUAUCGUCGAAUCGUGCGCCCCAAGCGUGUUUGCCAUGUCGCCAAGCAAAGGUGAAAUGUGAUGGUCAGAAACCGGUCUGUUCAACAUGCUCAGCACGGUCAUUACGUUGCGGUUGGUCGAGUCUUUUGAACCGAACAGCUAGCAAUAACGCUCCGACCACGACGCCACAGGCUUGGAAAACUACCGACAGGGAUUCAUCAAUGAGAAUCGUGGAAGACUUGGAAUGCUCUGAUAACGAUGAGUGUGACGGACACGAAGGUCAACAGAGUAUGGCAUUAAGUGCUCCCAAGCCGGAAUGCCCUGGUAAAAGAUUGAUGUACGACAAACUACUCGCUAUCUAUUUCGACAAGUUCCACCACCACUGGCCGAUCGUCCACCGGGAACUUACUUUAUCGCGAAGCGUACCGCAGGUUCUAUUGAGAACGGUGGUUACGGUAGGAUUGCAUUUGUCAGAUAAUUUGGAAGCCCAGGCCUUAGCAGACUCUACUUUGGAAAGAUUUCUUGAACAGUCCGGAAUCAAACUCGUGAGUACAAAUUCAUUAGUGAAGCAUGCUACGAAAUUGAGAAGUCUGCUAGGCUCUCUGAACUCGAUCAUUCAUCCUUCCAAUUUAUGCUUCAUUCCUUUGUAGAAGCAACUGACAGCUCUACAGGCGUCUAUGGAGUCCCAGGCCACUAUGAAGCCACUUACGUUGCUGCCGGCCCAGAUGUUCGAGUUACAAGCUAUUCUACUUCAGGUCAUCAUGGUUCCGUACCUGACAGGUCGUAUCAUUCCUACUGGUAUCAUGGUAGAAGCAUCCCUAGCAAGAGUUUUGAAGCUUGCUGGCAUAUAUGACCAAGACAUAAUCGAUGUCGAGGCUCUUACUCACGAAUCAAUCAAUCCACUAGUUCUACGAGAAUCAUAUCAACGCUUGAUCCUGUUUCAUUUCAAGUUCCAUGCGCAGUUCCAGCGCUUUUGUCAGACAAAAUAUUCAUGGCGUACGGUGUCCCUUGUCGUGGACCCCUUGCUACUUGCCAUCAAGAUCCCCAUGCUUCUCGAUUCUUGGGAUAACCUAGCUGAGAAAGCACAAGAGGUUGAAUCGAGAGAUGAACAAGUCGAGGCAGUUGACCAUGGCCACAUGACAAAUGCCAGGUGUGAGCAACGCAUAAGCGACAUGUGUCAAUUUGCGCUCAUAGCCGAAGACCCUCUUUUUCUUCAGCCCAUUAAUAUCUUACAACCAGGCCUAGGUACCCUUAUAUGGCUUUGGAUAACUAGGGAGAAAGAUAAUACUGAGAAAUUUUACAAGUAUCUAGGAAGAAUGAGCGGUGAAAUUUUCUAGUACAUACCAAGGUCCUAGAAAUAAGAAGAAAUAAAUU
Molecule: messenger RNA, 1615 nt
Organism: Verticillium alfalfae VaMs.102
Lineage: Eukaryota; Fungi; Ascomycota; Sordariomycetes; Glomerellales; Plectosphaerellaceae
Product: C2H2 type zinc finger domain-containing protein
Exons: 3
Coding region: 88-891 (267 amino acids)
Biological process (GO): regulation of DNA-templated transcription; DNA-templated transcription
Molecular function (GO): DNA-binding transcription factor activity, RNA polymerase II-specific; DNA binding; zinc ion binding
Source: RefSeq, a predicted model, not a curated record